Messenger RNA from Diaporthe batatas, 2298 nucleotides. RefSeq names its product signal recognition particle subunit SRP72. NCBI's taxonomy places the organism in Eukaryota, Fungi, Ascomycota, Sordariomycetes, Diaporthales, Diaporthaceae. Gene Ontology annotation, cellular component: signal recognition particle, endoplasmic reticulum targeting. The record is from RefSeq and is a predicted model, not a curated record. Gene Ontology annotation, biological process: SRP-dependent cotranslational protein targeting to membrane. Gene Ontology annotation, molecular function: protein binding; 7S RNA binding; ribosome binding. The transcript is spliced from 2 exons. Bases 268 to 2295 code for a protein of 675 amino acids.
CCAAGCUUCGCUGCGAGAGCACACACACCAACUCCAGAAGUGCCCCUCCAUUUCUCCAUCCCGCCCACGACGUCGCGUGCCCUGCACACCGCACCACCACGCAACACACGUACGCCCGAAGCUUGGGAGAAGGGAGAAGCUCAGCACACCCUCGCCCUGCCAUUGGACAUCGUGUCACCGCGUCCCAAGGCCAUGCGCACGACAUAGCCCGCCUUCUGGUCACCGACUUCGCAUCGCCACUAUUUACCUUCCUCCCACCCUCCCACCAUGGCCGCCUCCCUGGCCUCCCUCCUCGCGCGCGCCAGCAUAGACGACCCCUCCGAGGCCCUCUCGAUCGCCGAUGCCGCCCUCGCAUCGUCCAAGUCCGACCUGACCGCCCAGCACACCAAGGUCGUCGCCCUCCUGCGCCUGGACCAGUACGAAGAUGCCCUCCGCGUCAUCGCCGCCGCCGGCACCGCCCUCGAGGAGCGCUGCAUCCUCGAGAAGACAUAUGCCCUGUACAAGACCGGCGCCCUCGACGAGGCCGCCGCCCUGCUCGAGGGCCGCGAGAUCGCCAGCGCCGACCGCCCGCUGAAGCACGUCGCCGCCCAGAUCGCAUACAGGACCGAGCGCUUCAGCCAGGCCGCCGAGCUGUACUCGCUGCUGAUGGACGACGACAGCACCGCCGUGCUCGGCGAGGACACCGACCUCGUCAUCAACCAGCUGGCCACGCACGCGCAGCUCGAGUGGCAGGGGCGGGGCGACCUGGUGCCCGACAAGAGCAAGCAGCCCAGGAGGGAGGACAUGGAGGCCUUCGAGACCGCGUACAAUGCCGGCUGUGGCUGCGUCGCGAGGGGAGACCUGGCCAAGGCAUCCAUCCUGCUCAAGAGGGCUGCGGAUCUCUGCGACGCCGCCGAGGACCUGAGCGACGAGGAGAAGAAGGUCGAGCUGCUUCCCAUCCGCCUGCAGCAGGCCUACGUCUUCACGCUACUAGGCAAGACUGAAGAGGCGACGGCCCUGCAGAAGGAGACGGAGAGCUACGAGACCUCUGAUGUCUCAAUCAAGGCGGCAGCCGGUUGGAACUCGCUGAUCGCCAAAUCCCUCGCCAACCAGUACAUGGUUCAGAGACUCUCUGAACUGAUACCCGAAGCAAAAGUCGGCAACAAUCGACUCUUCAACCACCAAGCCGUGGGCGUGACCCGCAACCUGCACGCAAACGCCUUACAGUGCUACAAGCAGAAAGAGGUCAAGAACAAGACAGCCGGCCUCCUGAAAGAGGACCCCGUACCUUCCACAGAUCUCGAACGGGUAUAUGCUGGUUACUUCAACGCCGCGGCGCAACUCAAGACCCAGACCGACAAAGGCCAAACCGACAAGGCGGCGUUGAAGAAGAUCCUUGCGGUUCUCGAGAAGAGGCCGUAUGACGUCGGCCUUCUGCUUACGGUGAUACACCUGUACAUCCAGGCCAAGAACUACGAUAGCGCGAUCGAUGUGCUCCAAAAGUUCUUCAAGUACGUCGAGUCGGCAGGGGCUAGCGACCAUGAGGACGUGCGGUACGCGCCGGGGCUUGUCGCCCUGGCCGUGGCGCUCUACCGCACGCAGAACCGACGGAAGGACAUCCGGGACGAGCUGGGCCGGGCCGCAGCAUACUGGCAGAAGAUACCCAAGAACUCGUCCACGACGCUGCUGCGGGAGGCAGGAAUAGAGCUCCUGCACUCGUCCAAGCCGUCCGACCUCGCGACCGCCGGCGCCGCCUUCGAGCGCAUGGUCGACCAGGACCCCGAGGACAGGAUCGCGCAGGCCGGGGUCGUCGCCUCCUUCGCGACCACCGACUACGCCAAGGCCGAGCCACACCUCCCGUCGCUCACCUCGGUCGAGGAGCUCACAGACGGGAUCGACGUCUCUGCCCUCCUCGACGCGGGCGUGCCCGCCUUCGCCGCCCCCCAACAAGCAGCCGGGAAGCGCAAGGCCGACGAAGCCGCGGCCGGGGCCGGGGCCGGGGCCGGGGCACAACCAUCAUCGUCGUCGGCGGACAACAACAACAACAACAAGCCCAAGAAGAGGACCCGCCUGGGCAAGAACUACGACCCCAACGUCAAGCCGGACCCGGAGCGGUGGCUGCCCAUGCGCGACCGGUCGUACUACAAGCCCAAGGGCCGCAAGAACAAGAAGAGGGCCGCCGACUCGACGCAGGGCGGCGCGGUGGCCGAGUCCGAGACGCUCAGCCUCGCCGGCGGCGCCGGGCAGAUCAAGGUCGAGAAGGCGCCGCAGGGGGGCGGCGGCGGCGGGAAGAAGGGCAAGAAGGGGAGGAAGUGAGCG